Molecule: messenger RNA, 6265 nt
Organism: Paramisgurnus dabryanus
Lineage: Eukaryota; Metazoa; Chordata; Actinopteri; Cypriniformes; Cobitidae
Gene: kcnq2b
Product: potassium voltage-gated channel, KQT-like subfamily, member 2b
Biological process (GO): potassium ion transmembrane transport
Cellular component (GO): membrane; voltage-gated potassium channel complex
Molecular function (GO): voltage-gated potassium channel activity
Source: RefSeq, a predicted model, not a curated record
GCAUCGCUAUUGGUUUCCUCCUCGCCCUUUAGCGCACGCCGCGCACCUCUCACGCCCAGAUCAGCGAUGCUCGUACCUGGCGCAGGGCGAAGAUCCCUCAGCAUCAGGACCAGCGGCUCUCCAUGACGACUGAACCUUCAGCAUGGUCCAGAAAUCCCGCAACGGCGGGGUGUAUCCCGGCCCGCAAGCCGAGAAGAAGCUGAAGGUGGGCUUCGUGGGGCUGGAGGCGGGCGCGACGGAGUCCAGUCGAGACGGCGCGCUGCUCAUCGCGGGCGCCGAGGCGACAAAGCGCGGCAGCAUCUUGAGCAAACAGCGCUCCAGCAUCUCGGGCAAGAGGCCGCCGAAACGCAACGCUUUCUAUCGACGCUUGCAGAAUUUCCUUUACAAUGUGCUGGAGAGACCGCGCGGAUGGGCGUUCAUCUAUCACGCAUACGUUUUUCUGCUGGUCUUCUCGUGUCUGGUCCUGUCUGUCUUCUCCACCAUCAAAGAAUAUGAGAAGAGCUCUGAAGAUGCCCUCUAUAUACUGGAAAUUGUAACCAUAGUGGUUUUUGGAGUGGAGUACAUUGUGAGGAUCUGGUCUGCGGGAUGUUGCUGUCGAUACAGAGGAUGGCGCGGGAGACUGAAAUUCGCCCGGAAACCUUUCUGUGUUAUCGACAUCAUGGUCUUAAUCGCUUCUAUCUCAGUGUUGGCUGCUGGAACGCAGGGAAAUGUGUUCGCCACAUCAGCCAUCAGGAGUCUCCGAUUCCUCCAGAUUCUUCGGAUGAUCCGCAUGGAUCGUCGUGGAGGAACGUGGAAACUCUUGGGAUCUGUGGUCUAUGCACACAGCAAGGAGCUCAUCACUGCCUGGUAUAUUGGUUUUCUGUGUCUGAUCCUGGCAUCGUUUCUGGUGUACCUCGCCGAGAAAGACGACAAUGUGAUGUUUGAAACAUACGCUGAUGCUCUGUGGUGGGGUCUGAUCACUCUUACGACCAUCGGCUACGGUGAUAAAUAUCCAAUAACCUGGAACGGACGGCUUCUCGCAGCGACCUUCACCCUGAUCGGCGUGUCCUUCUUCGCCCUUCCCGCUGGAAUCUUGGGUUCUGGGUUUGCUUUGAAAGUUCAGGAACAACAUCGACAGAAACAUUUCGAGAAACGCAGAAAUCCAGCCGCUGGCCUCAUUCAGGCUGCAUGGAGGUUUUAUGCAACAAAUCUGAAUCGUACAGAUCUCUACUCGACGUGGGAUUAUUAUGAGAGAACCGUGUCAGUACCCAUGUACAGACUCAUACCUCCUCUGAACCAGCUCGACCUACUGAGAAAUCUGAAGAGUAAAUCUGGACUCUCCUUCAGAAAAGAUGCCCAACCUGAACCGUCACCCAGUCAGAAGGUGAGUUUGAAAGAGCGCGUGUUCUCCAGCCCGAGAAACUCGGCUAAUAAAGGGAAGAACUCACCUCAGAGUCAGCUGCCGAUCCGUCGCUCACCCAGUGCAGAUAACAGCAUUGAAGACAGUCCAUCUAAAGUACCCAAAAGUCUGAGCUUCAGCGAUCACCGCAGUCGAGCCAGACAAGCCUUUCGAUUUAAAGGAGCGGCGUCACGCCAGAAUUCAGAAGUUCUCAUUGAGAUGCAAGAGGAAGAUUUGAGACACAGGAACUCCCCAGAAGCCAGUCUGCCUGGAGACGAUAUUGUUGAUGACAAUAAAAGCUGCCAUUGUGAAUUUGUACCUCAGGAUUUAACGCCGGGACUUAAGGUCACCAUCAGGGCUGUGUGCAUUAUGAAGUUCAUGGUGUCCAAGCGAAAGUUUAAAGAGAGUUUACGGCCGUAUGAUGUAAUGGAUGUAAUAGAGCAGUACUCUGCCGGUCAUCUCGACAUGCUGGCUAGGAUUAAAAACCUUCAGUCCAGGUUAGAUAUGAUAUUGGGUCCGCCGGGCCCCGGCACCCCUCGCCCAAAGAAGUGUUCAAGCCAAGGAACCAAAGAGUCGCCUCAGUUCUCGACUAGAGUGGAUCAGAUUGUUGGUCGAGGUGCUGCAAUGACAGAUAAAGAUCGUCCUAAAGGAGCCACUGAGUCUGAACUGCCUGAAGAUCCCAGCAUGAUGGGAAGACUCGGAAAGGUGGAGAAACAGGUGAUGUCUAUGGAAAGGAAACUGGAUUUCCUGGUAAACAUCUACAUCCAGCGAAUGGGCAUUCCACAGUCUGAGACUGAUGCUUACUUUGCUUCCAAGGAGCCCGACCCGGCGCCUCCGUACCACAGCCCGGUGGACCACAUGGAGAAGAGCGGCUCCAUUAACAAAAUCAUCCGCUCCAACAGCGCCGCAGGCCAGAAGAACUUUGACCCGCCCCCCUCGACCUGCAUCAACCACCACUGCCCGCCGUCAACAUCCUGGCAUCCGCAAACCCUCCCAACACCCAGCCGACAGGGUAGUCGGGGCACCUCGCCCGUGGGCGACCCGUCGCUUGUCCGCAUCCCUCCGCCUCCGGCUCACGAGCGCUCUUCCGGCGCUCACAACGGGAGUUCCCGAGGUUCCGGGCAUCAUCAUUCUCGAGGAGGUGGAGGUGGGAUGGAGGACGGACGCCCGUUGGCUCUUUCACAGCAGCAUCCAGGAGCGGAGAGCGACACGUCCAUAUCCAUCCCCUCGGUGGACCACGAGGAACUAGAACGCUCCUUCAGUGGCUUCUCCAUUUCUCAAUCCAAGGAAAACUUGGACUUUCUCAACAACGCCUAUUUUAGCGGUGUGUCGCGGUGCGCUAAAGUCAGACCCUACAUUGCCGAGGGCGAGUCUGACACGGACUCCGACCUGUGUGCCCCCUCUCCACAUUCUGCCACCGGAGACGGUGCCUACGGAGACAGAGGUUGGUCUGGUGGUCCCAAGUAGAAAGAAACUUCACAAAGUAGGAUUUAACCCAACCGAGAGCAGCGUGUGAGGCAAAGGACACGCGAGACUGUGGGCAGUAAGCUGCUCGUGUGUUUAAAAAGCAGUGUGAAAUCUCACAAACGCAGCUUCAUGACCAGUAGGACCAUGGAAACGCCAGCAACCGAAGUCUGAGAAUGUCUGCUUCUGAAGUCUGGACAAAAGGACUUUGUGAAAAAGCUGAGAGUCAAGCACUUGCUUAUCCAUCAGCUCUUACCUGGCCGUACGGCCGAGAGAGACGGGUGGUAAUGUGAGGAUGGAUGAGAGACAUCUGAAGACGAAGGGAAUAGAGAGAAAAUAAUGUCUUUAUCAUUUCAUAUGUGGUGCAUUUUCAUCCUUAAGAACACAUGUUAAGGAUUCACACAUUGUCAAUGUUUGUCUUGUGUCGGUUAAAGAAACACUCACCUCUGGUUAAAGAAAUACUCACUCUUCCAUACCCACAGAGUUACAUUUUAUUUAGAAAAGCAGUCCUACAGCCCAUACCAUAGGUUGUUUGUCCAAGCAGCUUAUUAUGACCUAUCCACUUGUUAAGUCAUGACACAAAAAUGCAGUUUCUGGGUCCAAGCAAACAGAUUUCAAGAGAGGCUACGAUCAUUUACGAUCGCUGCUUAUUCAUAACAUUUAGGCUUAAAUGCUUUUUAUAAACUCACGGUGUUCACUACAUGGCUCCAGUCUCAAGGACACAAACAUUUGAAUGAUUUAUUAACUCGUUCCCCGCCAUUGACGAGUUAACUCAUCAAAUAAGAGAAAACGCUUCCAAGUAACGAGUUUUUCUGGCAAUCCGUAUUUUCUCUAUUAUCCACCAGAUGGCACCCUUACCUAACUUAUAAAACCUGGAAUCAACAACUUAGGGCAAAUAGUUCAAAAACUGUGUAUGUUUUGAUCAUCAAUCUGAAUCGGAUUUAUUCAGCAAUUAUUUCAGCAUUUUGCUCAAAAUUUUGUAUUUUUGAAGAAACCUACCCAUAUUUGAUAGGUGAUAAAAAGAGAAUAAACAAGGUAGGAUUAAUUUUUUGUUUUGUUUUUGUUUUUGUUUAAAGGCAAAGAAAUUUUUUGGAAGGCAUUAAAGUUUGGUGAAAAUCAUAAAAAAUGCUGGCGCUGGCUGGUAACGUUAUUUUUUUUUACGCUGGCAGGGAAAGAGUUAAAGAUGAAUCUAUGUAUUGCUAUCUGGCACUUCAGUAUGGGAAUAAAGGAUAGGAUUGUGAUGUUUUUGUUGUUUUUAAAGCUCACUGUAAGUGUGUAUUAGUAUCUUUUGUUGUUUGCUAAAGCAUCUGAUAUAGCGUUUGGACCCGAAAGCGGUGUCGUGUGAUGUCAGACUAAACAAGCAAAUAGUUUUAAAGUAAAGUGUCCUCAAGCUAGCUUAAAAUUAAACAGCAGGGUUAGGUUGCAUGUUGUCAUGAAAUGACAACUAGUCGUUUGCUACUAGUCAAAGUCCAGUUUUGUUUAAACGUAAUGUGUGAACUUUUACAUGGUCCCUUACUUACCAUGUUUCCAAUAUCCAAAUUUUCAUACAAAAUUAUGACACUGCUAAUGCGAUCAGCUACCAAAUUAAGCUGCAGGCAUCAUUCAUUCCCCUUAUGAAAAUUAACCAUGUUGUUUGUGGUAAAAGUGUAAUAACCAUGUUUUUUUGGUGGAUGGAUUACUAUUAGCAAAACCAUGGUUUUACUACAGUAACCAUGUUUUUUUUAUAACUGUAGUAAAAGCAUGGUUUAUUUUCACACAGUAAAAUGAUCACACAGAUUAAACCUCACAAUGCAUUUAGGUAAAAUAUUCUGUGGGUCAUAUACAGUAGGUUGAAGGAUAUGUUGUGAAGAUUCAUCUUUUGUGAACAUAGGUAUUGAAAUGACACUUGGAUGAGUAAGUAACAGCAUUUUAUUACCCAGUGGUGAACUGUGUUUCUUUAAGUCUGUCAUUUCAUAUCAUCAAUGUUGGUUUGGGAAUGUUGAUGACGAAUUUUAAAGCCGGUCACUCAAUGAUUAUCUCAAUAUUAUCACACUGACAGGUAUAGAGUUAUAUAUUGUAGAUGAACACUUUCUCUCAAGUUUACACUUUUUUGAAUACUUCACUGGAUUCAUAAUCUGCAUGCUGAUGAAUUAGAAGUACUUAGAAGAGAUGAUAUUUCCUAUUCAUUUCAUAUCGCAAAUGAAAGGCUUUGGUGACGAUAAAAUCACCUAAUAUUUUCUGCCAAUACUUUUUUCCUAAAGAUAAUAAACCUUUCAAAGUAAUUUCUAAAACUAACAUGUUGUACAUACAAACUAUUUCUGUAACAACAAAAACUAUUCAUUUAAUAUCACGAUUAUCACAUAAGUGUAUCAACUUCUUCAUUUCAUUUGUGCUAUCACAUGACGUCUUAAAACAUCAUGAGGGUCGUGUUAAAUAUCAUAAAGUCAUCUGUUCAAGCCUUUUAAUUCACUGUACUCACUCAUGUUUCAAAUGAUGCACUGAGAUCACGUCAGAAAUGUACAAAGUGGUUUUGCCUUAUACUGUAAGUCUUGCUCUAAUGUCAUCGAUGUUUGACUGCCUUUACUAGUUGUUUUAUUGGUUCAAACCACAAUGAACUGGCACACGAUUCAACUGUCAGCACAAAACCAAACGUGGACACUAGACAGUUAAGAGAAGAUAACACAACACGCCAUAGACAUCACCUGUGAUAAACAAAUCACUGCUGAUGUAGAAACUUCUCCAGCACUUCACACAUCUCCAAAGAUGAUGAUCAUGUUGAGUUUCACCAUUGUGUCUUUCAUACGGCCUGUGUUUUUCUCUCACGCAAACCCUUUAAUGCACACUUGAAUAUUCUGGAAUCACAUUUAAUCCCAAAAUGCAUUUUCUUUAUGCAAAAUUAUGAUUUUUGUCUUCUGAUGUUGGAAUGUAAAUUUGGUUAAAGCAGCAAAAUGAUUUCUUUAUUUUGAACAACAUCACGUAGAGUUAAAAAAAUUGAAAUCAUUUAACCUAACGUGUACACACCAGAUAUGAACCAUCAUUUGAACUGAGUUAUGAGACAAAAACAUCCCUCACAAAAGAACUGAAUCACCAGGAGUAUUUCAAUACAGAAAUACAUCGAUUAUCAAUGUCUGUAAAAGUUUGUGUUUGAAUGUUUUUUACAGAUGCCUUUUCCUGGUUUCUUCCCCAAAGAUUUUUCUGGAUUUUGUAUCUAAAUUGCCUUUGCUAUGUUUUGUAAUGCUGGCACAGUUUUGUUAUUUUCUGUUGUGUAUAAAUGUUUUGUUAUUGUUUUUUAAUAUAACUGUGAAUGUACAGUCAAAUGCUUUCAUAGAUUGUUUUCACUGUACAAACAUUCAUAUUAUGUUUGUUUACAUUUUUACUUAAGAAAGCCACAAACUUCACAACACUGAAUGAAGUCUUUGUUAAAGUUGGUUAAUCCUUUUAAAA